GAAACUCUUCAAAACUCCCCCCUUUUGAAACUUGUUGGCUGACACGCAAGAGCGUGCGUUCUGUCUGUUUUACAACAAUUUCGGCCUAGUUCGCAGCAUGUCGCGCAGAAAGGAGAACGAGGAGGUGGACAAGCAGACGCGUAUUGCUAUCGUCAGCGAUGACAAGUGCAAGCCCAAGCGGUGUCGGCAGGAGUGCAAGAAGACCUGCCCGGUGGUGCGCAUGGGCAAGCUCUGCAUCGAGGUGACGCCCACGUCCAAGAUAGCCUCGCUGUCCGAGGAGCUCUGCAUUGGUUGCGGUAUCUGUGUCAAGAAAUGCCCCUUUGAGGCCAUCACAAUCAUCAACUUGCCCAGCAACCUGGAGAAGCACACAACGCAUCGGUAUAGCAAGAACUCCUUUAAGCUGCAUCGUCUGCCCAUUCCGCGACCCGGUGAAGUGCUCGGUCUGGUGGGACAGAAUGGUAUUGGCAAGUCGACCGCUCUGAAGAUCCUCGCCGGCAAGCAGAAACCCAAUCUGGGCAAGUACGCCAAUCCGCCCGACUGGACGGAGAUCCUCAGCUACUUCCGCGGCUCCGAGCUGCAGAACUACUUCACCAAGAUCCUGGAGGACAACCUGAAGGCGCUGGUCAAGCCGCAGUAUGUGGAUCAAAUCCCCAAGGCGGUGCGUGGCGCAGUCGGCGAUCUUCUGGACAAGAAGGACGAGCGGGAGCUGCAGACCAAGAUCUGUGAUAUGCUGGACCUUUCGCAUAUCCGGGAUCGUGAGAUCUCCCAGCUGUCUGGUGGAGAGCUGCAACGCUUCGCCAUCGCCAUGGUGUGCAUACAGAAUGCAGACAUCUUCAUGUUCGACGAGCCGUCCUCGUAUCUGGAUGUGAAACAGCGUCUCAACGCUGCCCUGACCAUUCGAUCGCUCUUGCAUCCCACCAAGUUCAUUAUCGUGGUGGAGCACGAUUUGUCUGUGCUGGAUUACUUGUCCGACUUUAUUUGCUGUCUUUACGGAGUUCCCGGCUGCUACGGAGUGGUCACUAUGCCCUUCUCCGUGCGCGAAGGCAUCAACAUAUUCCUCGAUGGCUUUGUGCCCACCGAAAACAUGCGUUUCCGCACCGAGUCACUUACUUUCAAGGUAUCCGAAUCGGCCACGGAGGAGGAGAUCAAGCGAAUGAACCACUACGUGUAUCCCUCCAUGGUCAAGACCCUGGGCAAAUUCGAGCUGACGGUGGAGAAGGGUCACUUCAGCGACUCCGAGAUCCUGGUUUUGCUGGGCGAAAACGGUACGGGCAAGACCACGUUCAUUCGAAUGCUGGCCGGCAACCUUCAGCCCGAUGGCGAGGUGGAACUGCCCAUGCUCAACAUCUCGUACAAGCCGCAGAAGAUUUCCCCGAAAUUCCAAAACCAUGUGCGCCAUUUACUGCACGAUAAGAUUCGCGACGCCUACGUGCAUCCGCAGUUCAUUGCCGAUGUUAUGAAGCCCAUGAAGAUCGAGGAGAUCAUGGACCAGGAGGUGCAGAAUCUUUCCGGUGGUGAGUUGCAGCGAGUGGCCUUGGUUUUGUGCCUGGGCAAGCCGGCGGAUGUCUACCUCAUUGACGAACCUUCUGCCUACUUGGAUUCGGAACAGCGUCUGGUGGCCGCCAAGGUUAUCAAGCGCUAUAUUUUGCACGCCAAGAAAACUGGAUUUGUGGUGGAGCACGAUUUCAUCAUGGCCACCUACCUCGCCGACCGUGUCAUCGUUAUUGAGGGUCAGCCUUCGGUCAAGACCACGGCCUUCUCGCCGCAGUCGCUGCUGAAUGGCAUGAACCGCUUCCUCGAACUGCUCGGCAUCACCUUCCGUCGCGAUCCUAACAACUUCAGGCCCCGCAUCAACAAGAACAACUCGGUCAAGGACACAGAACAGAAGCGCUCCGGCCAGUUCUUCUUCCUGGAGGACGAGGCUUGUAAUUAAGACAGGAUCACUGACCACCUCAAUUGGACAGCUCGUUUCCCUUUGUUCUCUUCAGCUCUCCUUUGUUCAUUUUGCAUUCUUUGGUCGAAAACACAUUUACUUUCAAUAUAUUUUGUUAUUGUUGUCGAGGAUUACGUACAAUCGAUAAUUGGGGAUUAAUUGUACUUGAUUAAAGUGAGUUUUAUAUACGUUUUUACAGCGAAAUAAAUAGUAAACCCAAAACAACAGGAAA
Drosophila subpulchrella is the source of this 2165-nucleotide messenger RNA. RefSeq names its product ATP-binding cassette sub-family E member 1 (gene pix). NCBI's taxonomy places the organism in Eukaryota, Metazoa, Arthropoda, Insecta, Diptera, Drosophilidae. The coding region runs from base 98 to 1933 and encodes 611 amino acids. The record is from RefSeq and is a predicted model, not a curated record. The transcript has 5 exons. Gene Ontology annotation, molecular function: ATP hydrolysis activity; iron ion binding; ATP binding. Gene Ontology annotation, biological process: translational termination; translational initiation; ribosomal subunit export from nucleus.